ACAUCAAUUUAUUAUUCUUAGCGUUCACCUCCUCGACAUUAGAAUAUAACUUGACUAAAUACUCUGCUCCUGGGGUGGAGGUAGGUUUGACCGACUUUUUGAUGGUAACGACUCCUUCACAGGUGGGGAACUUUCAGCGGCAUCUUCAGUUUAACAUUGGCCUUCGUAACAUUCAGAGUUGAGGAGUACUUGGAGUACAAUCAAAGUGUUAGAUAAAUUUUUAUAGUGUUUACGGUCCGGAUUUUUUUCUCAAAAGGGAAGGGAGGACUGAGAGGGAAUAACAAUGCGACUAUCAACUGUGUUCGAGCUCCUGUUGAUAUUUCUGCUGAUCGCUUUCGCUGCAUAUGGACGAGUCAUCGAUCGCAAUGAGACUAUGUUGCAUCGAGUGGCGCGAGCCAAAAAACCAAAUUUCGGCGUAUCCUUCAUGUCUCUCAAGCAGGCAACGGAAAAUGUCAACAAGCACUGCACCUGCAAUGAGAAUAUCUGCAAUUGCUGCAGAAAUUUCCAUAUUCCAUUAGUCAGAGUUCAAGGACCAGGAUGUGCUUCUCUGCAGUAUCUGAAAGAAAAUAAUCUCGCUGUUCAGUUGAGUUUUGGAAAGAAUAUCUUAACCAGCACAGUAAUCAGCGGGAAGAAGCCCCGAGCAAUCUGCGUACCAAUGCCCGGUGGCCUGACAAAAUUCUGCGGUAGAAUUUACUCGAUCGAGCGUGAAGCGCAGAAUCACUUCAAAGCGUGUUUGGGUUUGGAGUUGCAGUCGGCAUCGGAGCUGGAAGCCAGCCUUCGGGUGAGCUGCUUCAGAUUCGGCCCAGAUGGUCUCCAGCUGCGUCCAGCUGAGAGUCUCCCAGUGAUCGAUCCACCAAAACCCGACACCGAAGACGACGAUGACGAUGAUUACGAUAUUUUCGGUUUGGACGAUGACCCAGAAAGCGAUGAAAAUCCCCCAGCGAAAAAUCCUCAAGCCCCCCAGUCGGAUGACGACGACGACGAUGACGACGAUGAUGACGACGUCCUGGGCUUCGGUGCACUCCUCGAUAUAUUCACGGGAGAGGACAGCAGCAGCAAGAGAAAGACGACAACCGCAGCUCCGCUGCUCCCGUUCACCAUUCCAUUGAUAACGAAACCAUCGCCAACGGUUUCAUCGUCUCCCCCGCCCGUGAAAAUCACCAAACCGACAGAGCUGAUACCCCUGGAGACGAAAAACCCAACAAAAAUGCCGCAAUUGCUGAGUACAGUGCCAAGUGAGAGCGAGGAUAUGACGACUGAUCAGAUUAUCAAGGACGAGCUGACAGAGGCCAGCGGGGACGCAGCUUCUCCAGAGGAGGUCAUCGCGGAUGAGCAAUUGGGAGACGUUGAAGAGUCCACCAUGGCUUCGACCGCGGAGGAGACACCACUGGAGCCGUCUUCGGACCCCGUGACGUCUCCUGAAGUCGCCUCGACGGUCCUCGCCCCCGAGAAAACCGGAGUGAAAAAGCUUGUGGGAAUAAAAACCGUUAAGAAGCCGAGUCUCACCGCUAACAGUCCCAACGCCAUUGUCAGCGAUGCCAAGCCUCUCUCGAAGCCCGCGAAGCCGGACCCGACUGACAACUCCGAUGAGGACGAGGAGGACUACAUCCUCGCGAGUGACUCCGAGGAGGAAGAUGAGACUGAGAAUACCGCUGAUGAGACUGAGCCGGAGGACGACGAGGAAGAGGAGGGUGAGGACGAGAGUGAAGAGGAGGAGGACGCGGCGCUAGCUGCUCUCGUCUCCGACGAUUCGGAUAACGCGAAAGACGAGAAAGUCAGUGAUAACGAGACGUCCAAGCCGGGGGAGGACGACGCGGACUAUGGGAUGGGGCUUGAGGAGCUCUUGGCGAGGAAACGAUCAUCGAGGAGACGAUGGAGCGGACGACAGAGCAAAGUUAUGAGAUUGUAAUCCGCUGGAGUUUUGACUUUUUACGAUUUUUGCGGGAAUUUUCUAGGGGGUUUUACAGGGAGUGAAAAAUUGAGGGAAACUACGUGAUUACAAUGGUAAUCGUGUGCGGAAGAAUAAGUUGAGUUCUCACGUAUUUUUUGCAGUAUUUUUCUCUCCAUGUAUCGAUCAGGUAUUGGUCCCUUCAAUGUACAAGGUGCAAAGUAUUAUACAACGGGGAAUUAAGGAGCAAUUAUUGGUCAAUUUUCAAAAAAAAAUCCAACAGUGUGAUUUGAAUGAUUGUUAAGUAAUCGCUGAUCCUGUAUUUAUAUUAUUUAUUUAUUUAUUUCUACCUCUUCUCCGUAGUUUAUGAUAAUUUCCAACUGCGAUUCUCCCGCUUGAGCCAUAAUAAUACUGUAACGACUUCUGAAAAAAAAUCAUGUAAAUUAUCGGUCUUGAUUGAAUAGAAUGUUUUCUCAUGAAA
Molecule: messenger RNA, 2369 nt
Organism: Diachasmimorpha longicaudata
Lineage: Eukaryota; Metazoa; Arthropoda; Insecta; Hymenoptera; Braconidae
Product: histone acetyltransferase KAT6B
Exons: 5
Coding region: 284-1909 (541 amino acids)
Source: RefSeq, a predicted model, not a curated record